Drosophila kikkawai is the source of this 5222-nucleotide messenger RNA. RefSeq lists its product as uncharacterized. The record is from RefSeq and is a predicted model, not a curated record. Lineage: Eukaryota; Metazoa; Arthropoda; Insecta; Diptera; Drosophilidae. Gene Ontology annotation, cellular component: nucleus.
CCGCAAACGGUCACACUGCGCGAAUGGACAAAAAUUAGAACAAAAAAAAGAGGCGAAUUCGCGAAUUGAUGAAAACGCCGCUGCGGAAAUUUUGCCAGCCGAAUGAACACCCACACGCCGGAGCGAGCGGGUGAUUUGCAAACGGAGGAGCGUAAGAUAAACGGCACGGCGGCUAGCUGAGAGGCGUCACGUAGACGGUGCGACUCUGAUCGAUAUAUUCAACACAAGCGCACCCACACACACACACACGUACACACAUACAGACUCGGGCGCGUACGCACACGCACACAUGGAGAACACUCGAGGAGGAGGUGGCGAAAAUAACGUAGAAUCAGCCACCGGCGGGGCUGAUUUGGCCAAGGAAACGGCAGCGGAGGAGGUGCAAAAGUUGACGACCAGCCAUGUGGAGGGAAUGGAGCCCGCAAUAGGGGUAAAUAACAACAAGAAUAAGGCAGAGGCGGCGGAAUCGGCAACGGCGGUUCUUCUUGUGGUGGAAAACAACAACGCAAAUGCCCGCGGAAAUGUCAGUGCUGCAGAAACAACAACAACACCAAAAGCAAAUACAGAGGAAGCAGCAGCAAGCAACAACAAUAAUGCAUUACCAAUACAACAACAACAGCAGCAGUCAGGCGAUGGGAAUGCAAUUACACCUACAACAAUAGAAGAAGAAGCAGCAGCAGUAAAGGCAAAAACAAAUACAGAAGGGGACGAGGCAACAACAAAAACCACUGCGACAGCGGCAGAGAAAGAAGCAACAUCAAAAACAGACGAGAAGACAGAAGAGCGCAAUCACAAGAAGAAGAAGAAAGAUAAGGAGCGCGAGCGAGAUGAAGAUAAGCAUCGGCGCAGCAGCGCCACUAGUAACCACAACAACAGUAGUAGCAGCAGCAGCAAGGAUCGGGAUAGAGAGCGUGAACGCGAAAGGGAGCGCAACCGGGAAGGCAGCAAUCGGGAGAGCAGCUCCAAGUCCUCCAAAGAGAGCGAUCACAAGUCCAGUUCCUCGCGCAGCAAGGACAAGAAGUAUCAUCGCAGCGACCGCGACAGGGAAAGGGAGAAGGAACGAGAGCGCGAUCGGGAAAAGAUUCCCUCCUCAUCGUCCAGCUCCUCGUCACACUCGCAUCGCCGCCGCAGCUCCGACAGCAGCCGUAGCAGUCAAAACAGCUCCUCCAAGUCCAAGGAUGCGGCAACGGAAAACAACCUUAGCCAAGCGGUCACAGCUGCCCUUGAGCAGCAAAUUAAAGUAGAGGAAAGCAUCAAAAAGGAACCAGUGGAAGUUAAACCAGAGCCGGAAGCGGUAGCCCCCUUACCUGUACUUAGCAACAGCAUCAAAACAGAAGCGGAAAUCAAAAAGGAGGAAAAGGAAAUAAAACCUCUGCUAAAUGGCGAGGCAACGGGGAAAAGCCGCGAAGAGGUUACCCGACAGCUCAACUUUGGGGACAAGAGCAGCGUCAACUCCAAGCUGAUGCCAUCGCCAGCACCGAAAACCAACUCCUCGGGCUCGAACUCCGCCACAACCAACAAUCAUUCCUCCAGCAAUCGCAAGACCUACACAUCUUCGUCCUCAUCCUCUAGCAACCAUCACAAGGGUUCAUCCUCUUCGUCGUCCUCAUCGUCUCGUCACUCUUCCUCCUCAUCAUCCUCGUCGCGGGACUGCUCCAAGUGCUACAAACGCUCCAAGAUUCGACGUUCCAGCAUGGGUGUACAGUGCCUGCAGCAUGCUCCUGUCCCCGGGCCCUGGCAAACGGUGCAGAGUCUACCGCCCAAGCCCAACCGACAGCCACCAGUUGGCUUGGAGAACCUCAAGUAUGGCUGUUACUUCCAGGUGGAACAGUAUCCCAAUGGCGGAGCGUCCAUUGUGCAUCUGUAUCAGCACGAGAUUGAUGCCCUGCCGCCCGAGGAAAUGGAGGAACUGGUGGAUGAGUUCUUUGGGGUUUGCUUCGCGGAGGAUGAGCAGGGUUAUGCCCAUCAUGUGAUGGGCAUAGUUCACGAUGCGGCGCGCUAUCUGCCCGAUCUGCUGGAGCACAUGGCCGAGAACUACUCGACGCUUACGGUGAAGGCGGGUGUGCUGGGCAGGAAUUCGGAUAUUGAGACCUGUACGAUGUCGCAGUAUAAUGAACAGGUUGUUCGCAAUUAUUGCCAGGGAACCUUUCGCUAUGGACCUCUACAUCAGAUCAGUCUCGUUGGCAAGGUCCAUGAGGAGGUUGGCGGCUAUUUUCCUGAUCUUUUGCGACGCAUUGAAAUGAAUCCGUUUCUAAGAAAGACAAUGCCUUGGGCUUGUAAUUCCAUACUGCAAACGGAUCCUCGCCAGAGUAACGAUGGACCCAUCCUAUGGAUACGCGCUGGCGAGCAGCUAGUGCCCACAGCAGAGCUAAACAGCAAGACGCCGCUCAAGAGGCAGAGAACCCGCAUCAAUGAGCUGCGCAACCUUCAGUAUCUGCCCCGUUUAUCGGAGGCUCGUGAGACCAUGAUCGAGGAUCGCACCAAGGCGCAUGCAGAUCAUGUGGGACAUGGCCACGAAAGGAUCACCACCGCUGCAGUUGGCAUCCUUAAGGCCGUUCACUGCGGUCAAACCUACAACCAAAACCGCAUCACCAAGGAUGUGGUGGCCUUUGCCGCUCAGGACUUUAAUCAGAUGGUGGAGAUGCUGCAGCUGGACCUGCACGAACCCCCCAUCUCGCAGUGCGUGCAGUGGAUCGAGGACGCCAAGCUCAAUCAGUUGCGGCGCGAAGGCGUUCGCUAUGCUCGCAUCCAGUUGUGCGACAAUGACAUUUACUUCCUGCCCCGCAACAUUAUCCAUCAGUUUCGCACGGUGACGGCCGUGACGAGCGUAGCCUGGCAUCUACGCCUGCGACAGUAUUACCCGGGCCAGGAGGUCAUCAAUGAGCGGAACAAUCCCGUGCUGGCCGAGACGCCGCACUACAAGGAGAAGCAAACGAUAUUGCCGAAUCCGAUUGGACACGAUGAGGGUGGCUGUGGGGGCGUGGGCAAGAAGACGCCCUCGAAGCGGACGCACGAUGGCAAGGCCAAGAAGAAGCUGAUUGAUCUCGAGCCGGGCAAGGAGCGGCGUUCCAGUGAGAGCAGCCUAGAUGAGCAGCCGUCAUCCUCGCCCAGUCAGAAUCAGGAGAGUAGCGGAAGUGGGAGUGUCAGUGCCGCUAGUUCGCCCAAAAAGAAGCCGGGUAAGGAUGACUCCAAGAUAGAUAUGAGGAAGAUGGUGCUGGAGCACAAGUACAAGCUGACUAAGGCGGCGGCAGUUCUGGGCAGCCAUGAGAGCAAGGAGAAGCCUAAGAAGGAUAAGUCAAGGGAGAAGGAAAAGGAGGAGAAGGAGAAGGUCAAGGAUAAGGAGAAGGAUAAAGAAAAGGAGAAGGAUAAGGAAAGAGAGAAGGAUAAGGAAAGAGAGAAGGAUAAGGAAAGGGAGAAGGAUAAGGAAAAGAAGGACAAAGAUAAAGAAAAGGAGAAAAAGGAUAAGGAAAAGGACUCGGAGAAGGAUAAGAGAAGCGACCACACGACCAAGAAGCAUCCUGCAACGCCAGCCAAGACCUCAACCCUAAGUGCACCUUCGCCGGCCAAGAUGCCACGCCUAAAUAAUGAAGCAGCUCCUUCAAUACCCACUCCCAUCCCCACGCCCACCCCUCUUCCAACUCCCAUACCCACUCCUGCCUCCUCCAUACCCUCCACACCGCCUUCGAUCUUGUCCGGACUGCCACCGCCACUUGUGCCUCAGACACCGCCCUUCAUUCAUCAUCAUCGCUUGAACCAAAAGGAGCCGGAGAUCAAGAUCCAAGUGAAGAUUGUGUCGGAUAGCAAAAGCAGUGAUAAUAGUAGUACCUCCAGUGCAACAGCUCCGUCUCCUGCUCCUGCUCCUCCUCCACCGCCACCUCCUGAACCCGAACCCGAGCCCGUGGACAAUGUGGGCAACGAGCUAAUUGUGGAGAGCACACCAGAGCUGGACGAAGCGGAGGUGCCAGAGGUAUGUGCCGAGGAGGAGAUUGUGGAAAUGGAUAUACCCAUACCCAAGGAACCGCCGUCGCUGACUCCCAGGGAAGUCACCUCCAUGUCUGUGUCAGUAAUUCGCCAACCAGGAGGAGCAGCACCCCCAGCAACUCCUCUUAAUAUUCCCCCGCCGCCUUCAAACGCUGCUCCUCAAAUUGUCAAGGUCGUACUGCCCGCCUCCCUCACUUGUCCGAACAUCACCCGCAUGUCUGUGAUGUUGCCACCCCUGCCACCCUUGCCGCCUUCAAGAUCUACGGCACCGCCGCCUCCACCGCCGCCACCGAGCAGCAGCACAACCAGCAGCUCCUCCCCCCUGAAACCCACCUACAAGACCUUCAGCCUGCCCUCGCACAAAAUCAUCAUAGCUGGCGGCAAUCGGGUGGCCAUGAAUAAAGGAGCUAGCAAAACGCCAGUGGAUCUGCUGGGCUCCAUAAUGGCCAGCAUGGACAAGCCGGGAGCGGGUGGCAGUAACUCCUCAGCCAACACAUCGACGCAAUCCUCGGCCACAACGAAUAAUAGUUCGCUCUCCUCCUACGCCAACUCCAACAAUAGUUACUAAGCAAAAAACAACUAAAAUGGAGCAGGCAAGGAGGAAAAGCAGCAGAGUAGAGGCUUCUCUUUAUGGACUUAAAAUGUGAAACUAUGUAUAGCAGGAAAGCCAAAGGAAUUGCUGGGGAUUUUAAAGAUUUAAAGGUAAAACUUUCUCAAUUUUCCAGGGAUUUCUUUGGCCUUCUUUUUUAUAUUUUGUAAAUUUAAUUAAAAGCCUCUCUUCAGGUUUCUGUUUAACGGAAGCUUAGAGAGGUAUCAUCCUUUAAGGGAGGAAACCCCAAAAAAGGCAGAAGGAGCAAGGAAACUUUAAUUAUAUGUUUCGAUUUUCUCCUCCUUCAGCCUUGAGUAGGAUCUCCACCCUCCCUAAAUUGUAUAUAGCCAAAAAAAAAAGCUUAUUUGUAGACAGACACACACAUAAAAACAACCACAAAAACCUAUAUAUUUUAUAUUACAACAAAAAAAAAUACGUAGAUUUGUAAGCUCAAAAUGCAAGACGACGACGACACUUGAUAGAGAUGUAGUUUUUUAAUUUAUUUACAAACACCGCUGGCACUUUUAAGCUACAACAAUUGUAAUGUUUUUUAAAUGCAGCCCAGAUAAAGGUUUAAAUUUAACUGUUAUACGUGUGUAUUUAUUGUAAUGGCACGCACCUUUACUGAAUUAAAAUAUUAAAAAAUAAAAAA